GCUGCUGGUCAAAUGCCACAAACUCAACAACAGUCUUAUACGCCGGCUGCUCUUGGUCUACAAUAUAAUCAGUACGGCGGAUUAUCAAGUAAUAUGGCUCUUGGUACUCCCGGUGGAAUUGCUCCAUCAUAUAUGCCCACUGCUAACAGUUAUCCUCAAUAUAAUCAACAACAUUUGGCUCAACAAUAUGCUCAAAAUAAUUACAUGCAAUCAGCCUAUUGGAACCAAACAGCCGGAGGAAACAACGCUGCAAGUGGCAAGGUGCAGUAUCCUACUCAAUCAUCUGAAAAGAAAUAA
Racocetra fulgida is the source of this 297-nucleotide messenger RNA. Lineage: Eukaryota; Fungi; Glomeromycota; Glomeromycetes; Diversisporales; Gigasporaceae. The record is from the annotation of a GenBank genome assembly.